ACGUGCGAUGGUAUGAGGACCGGUCCAUGCAAGAGCACGGAGCCAGACGGCGGUGCUGCUGAGCAACGAGCUUGGCCUCCCGGACAGCGAGCAUAUAAACAACGCUGGAAAACGCUGGAUCAAGCCUCGCAGAGUGUCUAUCAAGAGGAUGACCAUGAAGACUCUGACGCUGAGGGAACAGACUCUGGCGCGGACGAUUGCCAGAGCGAUGGGCAGCAGUCCGAACACGACAGCGCUGCCUCUGACGGGGAGUCAGUACAAUGCGAAGAGGCUGAAGGGAGCGCUUCGUAUCAGGCGGAUCACGUGGAGUUCGUAGCCAGCGCUCCUUAUGACGAUGGGUCCAGUUUGAAUCAGGACUACGGUUCCGACUUUGAGCAGGACUACGGUUCCGACUAUGAUCAGGACUACAGUUCCGACUACAGCAGUGACUACUGAUGCUGCCACGGCGACUGCACUAGAGAGUACAUAAAAUCAUGGUGACUGCGAUUGAAGACUGAUAUGCAAUGAGCUCUGUACCUUCCGAAUGCUCGGCUGCUUUUGCGUCGCUUUGGCCUGUACCUAUGGGAAUCUGAUGGGAAUGUCAGCAAUGAUCGGGAUAUUAGGCGCUUAGUACAUAUGUGGUUGGCCUGGAAGCACAUGUCUGAUUUCUCAAGUAUUGUGAUUGACG
Messenger RNA from Microstroma glucosiphilum, 667 nucleotides. RefSeq lists its product as hypothetical. The transcript has a single exon. Lineage: Eukaryota; Fungi; Basidiomycota; Exobasidiomycetes; Microstromatales; Microstromataceae. The record is from RefSeq and is a predicted model, not a curated record. Bases 13 to 435 code for a protein of 140 amino acids.